Saccostrea cuccullata (small rock oyster) is the source of this 3907-nucleotide messenger RNA. RefSeq lists its product as uncharacterized. The coding region runs from base 193 to 3642 and encodes 1149 amino acids. The record is from RefSeq and is a predicted model, not a curated record. NCBI's taxonomy places the organism in Eukaryota, Metazoa, Mollusca, Bivalvia, Ostreida, Ostreidae. Gene Ontology annotation, molecular function: zinc ion binding. The transcript has 11 exons.
ACAGAGAACCGUAAUGGAGAUGUUAUUGUGUCUGACUAUCUCGGUCAUGCUGUAGUGGUGACAGAUCGUGACGGUAAUUACCGAUUCUCCUACACACGUACUCCAUCAGAAUCAAGACUAUGGCCAUGUGGAAUCUGUACUGACGCGCUGUCACACAUCCUGCUGUGUGAUUGGAGCACAGACUCAGUACAGAUGUUAGAUAGUGGGGGUCACUAUCUGACAGAGAUACACACACAACAACACGGGAUAGACUAUCCACUGAGCCUGAGUUAUGAUGAGGACACACACCUACUGUGGGUAGGGUCAGAAGACAACAACACAGUCAACCUAUACAGAGUGGUACAUACAGACUCUCUGACUGGAGUCCCUCUGGAGGACAUCAAAUGUAGAAAACAUCCCAGAAUUCCCCUGGACCAGUUCUGUACCCCGUGUGGUGUUCCCUUGUGUGUGGAGUGUACCAGCUCUGAGGAUCACAGCAGACAUGACCUUAGAAAUAUAAAGGAAUUGUUUGACAGCAUUCAUGAGAUAGAAGAUGGAGAUACACUAUUGAUGUGCCUUCUUCUUUCCGAUUCCUACAGAAUAAACAUGAAAGAAGGAAACUGGAUGACCAAAUAUAAUUCUGUUGCCAAAUGUCUUAACUCAAAGGAAAUCAAAAAGCCAUUUGUCCAUACACAUUUAGAAAAUUACAAACCAAUUCUGAAACUCAAUGAAUCAGAGAUCAGUUUUUCCUCUGAGGUCUUCAAAAACAUUAGUUUCCUUAAAUUUUCAAAGAGUUUUGAGUUUAACUUUACCGAUAUUUUCUUAAGUUGGGCAAAAAAAGAAAACAUCACCGAAUACUGUAGAUCCUGGAAUUAUCGGAGAGGACAGGAUGAAGUUUGCUGUUGGUUGCUGCCAGAAAAAAAUGAGGAGUUUUUAGAAAGACUUGGAGAAGAUGUUUUCACGCACCCAACCAUGGAAGACCAAUCAUUCCAUGAAGACGUAUUUAGGAAACUAGGAAUACCAAUGCAGAUAAUCCUAAGGGGAGACAAAUCAGUGACGAAUUUCAUUGAGAAUUUAAAGAAAGGGAAGACAACCAUGUACCACGCCUCUGGGAUGAUAAUAGGGUGUGCCGGUAGUGGGAAAACAACACUGUUAGAGAGACUGAAGGGUAUUGACUUGGAGAAAAUAAAGAAAAAUAUCAGGUCAACUAGAGGAGUCGAUAUCCACACAGAUUUGUUUGAUGUGACAGAGAGCAUCCAAGCAAAUUCUUCACUCCAACAGCAACACUUUAAACUUCGACUUGAUAAAAAAGAUAUGAAUCAGAGUGUUCCUGAAUCUCAUUCAGAAAAUGCAGCCGAUGAUGAGGAAACGCAGGAAAAGAUGAAACCAGUUGAAGAAGAGGGCAGUACGACUGAAGCAUCAAGCAGUGGACGGAUAUCACAUGAUGAUAUCGACAUUAACCCUACCUCAUCCCAUGAACCACAGGGGCCCACAUCACCAGAAAAAGUAGCAGAAGUUAUGACGGAGAGAAAAGAUAUUCGUCAUAGUCCAGAUAUUUCUGGAAAUUUACAGAUAGGUGCAGAAGAUAUUUCAGAAGAUCCUGAUAAAAAAAUAACCAUGACUGACUUUGCAGGACAGUGUUCAUAUUAUGCCUCACACCAGAUUUUUUUGAGUCCGCGGGCGUUUUUCAUUCUGGUGCUGAAUAUGGAGAAGAAGUUUGAUGAUAAGGUUGGAGAAGAAGUGUGUUGUCAGGAAGGCUCCGUUUAUGGGGGAUGGACACACAGAGAUUAUCUAGAAUUCUGGAUGAAGUCCAUUCAUCAAUAUGGCAGUGAUAAGGCUCCCGUCAUCCUGGUUGGUACACAUAGUGAGAACAAAACAGAAAAGGAGAAAGAAUUGUUUUUCCGAGAAGUUUGGAAGACUCUUGACAUGAAGAAGAAGUCUCUGCAAAAACAUAUUGAUGUGAAACGUCGAUUUGCGGUUGGAUUCCAUGACAAUGAAAGCAUUGAAAAACUUAAGCUGUCCAUUGCUAAUGUCGUGUGCAAGCUGGAUCACUGGGGUGAAGAGCUUCCACAGUCAUGGGCUAUGUUUGAAACAUUCUUUCAGGAAAAGAAAAUUCGCAAGAUUUUGAGUAGGAGUGAACUUCAGUCUUUCAAUGAAACACUGCCAGAGGGAAUAAAGCUCUGUACUAUUGAAGAUAUAGGUGCCAUGCUGCAGUUCUUCCAUGACAUCAGAGAACUUAUACACUUCAAUCAACAAUUCCUCAAUGAAGCUAUUAUUCUCGAUGUUCAAUGGUUUGCAGAUGCAUUUAAAAAUGUCAUUACAGAUAAAAACCAUGCAAAAGAAGAUUUAUUUGAAUUUGCAUCAGAAUGGGACAAAUUCAAUGAAACUGGGGAGUUAGAUGAAACACUGCUUUGUGCUAUAUGGAGAAUGAACAACAAUGGUUACAUCGAACAUAAAGAAAACAUCAUGGUGUACAUGGAAAAGCUAGGACUCAUAUCUAAAAUGAGAGAAAAAAUAUGGUAUGUCCCCUGUGUGAACAAGAUGCAAUUUCCAGCAGACUGCUUUACAUCAUACCCUGCCUCCUCCAUCAUUUGCUACACGUUUGAUGUUCUUCCUGUGGAAAUUUUCCAUCGCCUUGUAGCUACAUGCAUGCAGAUUCCUUGGGAGAUUUUUACAGAUGAAGAAAGAGGAUGCAUUUACCAAACUGCCGCUAUUUUCAUGUUUCAUGACCAGCAACAUAACAUCAUGCUUGGAAUGACUCAAACAGAAAUUCAGGUACAGGUGUUUGUUGUGGAGGGAGAAGUUGAUGUUUUAACCUGUCACCAGAUUAGAGAAAACAUUGAGCGUAUAUUACACAACCUUAUGAACACAUUCCAAAAAGACUCGGAUUUCCAGAUUGCAUUCAAAUGCAAAUCUACUGGGUUUUGUGACAGCAGAGAAAGUGCUGCCAUAAGUGAAUCUAAGUUUAUCAAAGAAACUUUUCUGUGUCCAUCCUGUCCGGCGAAAAAAAAGCACCGUAUCAUCACAGAAGAUAUCAUAAAAUAUUGGACAAAGGUUUCUAAGAAGGAAUCCAAGCUAUCUAAAGUUGCAAGUGGAUCUGAAGGUUUUUCAACGUCAGAGAAUGGUGAUAGUGCUGCAUUAAUCAGACCGUCUGUCAGCGCAGAUAACUCCAGUAUAAAUUACGAGAGGAUCAUGAAGUUAUUAAAAGUUGGAAUUGUUGCUGUGCGAUUCUGUUUUGAUAAAUAUUUUCCUCAAGAUGAAUUAGAGAAAAUGCUGAAAGAUAAUGAAACCGAAAUGAGAACAGGAAAGUUUCGAUUUCAGCCAUCUCAACUACAGCUUUUGUUUCCUAUAAAAGGUGGAUCCAACACUGCUGUUUCAUCUUUAUCAAUGGAUAUUACCAUCAUGUAUAAACUGUUGAGGAACUACUCAGAUAUUGCUCCUCCUGGGAAUGGAUGGGGAAAGGAACCCAAAGUACAGCACAUAACGGAGAGUGACGACAUAGAGAGGAUUCGGUUAUAUAGAAACACGUAUUCUCAUGACGCUGGGGGUCCUUGUGACAUGAAGGGUGAUGUUUUCAACGUAAUCUGGACUGACCUCUCCCAGGCAAUACUGAGACUGAGUGGUGGAGUUUUAAGAAGAAGGAUCGAUGAAAUACUUACAUAACUAUGAGAUAUGUCAACAAUAAUUUAUGGCAUUAAAAAAACAUUGCCAUUAAUUUGGGCAAAGACCGGACAACACCAAUUUAAAUUUUCAUAUACAUACAUUGUAUAAAAACACUGACGUCUAGUACUGAGGAAAAGAAGGUGUUCAAGUUGAUUCAAUAUUUAAUUCUUAUAUAAAUCGAUUUUAUAAACUCUCUUUUUAUCUCUAUUGAGUCAAAGGUUAUGGCGAUCUCUGAAGUAUGUUUAAAUAUGGAUCAUAGGUGUGU